GCCUGGGAAGCGGCUGGUGCCACAAGUCCUCUCGGGUGGCCUGCUUGAAAGGCCGGAGUGCCCCUUCUCUGCCCUGUCUGCUGCCUCUGAAACUGAAGGCAGGGGGCCCUGUUUCCCAGCUCUGCCGCUUGCCAGCUCCGUUCUUCUGAGAGCGCGUGAAGGGCAGUUUGCAUCAGUGCCAUCGCUGAAUUGCUUUUAUAGGGCUCAUUACCCGGAAUUUGGGAGGGCGUUCCAUUGCGAAGCACAAAGCUGCACGUGUUAGUCGUUGUGAUUGUUGGUUUGUCGCCAAGCAAAAAGAGGCGGAGGGGGAGCAGCAGGCCCUCCAGGGCUGGGUCUGCCUCAGGGUCAGGCCUUUGCAGAAGGAGACCCCGGCUUAGCCCAGAAACAGGCCUGCCUUGCUGGAGCGGCGCUGCGCAAUGGCUGCUCCUCCAUUUCCACGGAGCUGCUUUGCGAGAGGCAUCUUCCACCCCUUCAUUGCGCUUCUGCUUGCGCGGCUGCGGCUUUGUCACAACAAUUCUUCCUGCGCUGUUUGUGUGUUUGUGAUGAGAGCUAGUUUGGCCCUUGGAAGGGUGCGCAGCAGAGGCCCUCCAACUCGCGCAAGGGAAGAGCCGAAACUAGGCGGCCGGACCUUCCAGGCCGCAUCCUCCGUAGCUGGUCUGUGGCAGCGCUGGCUCCAGGGCAGAGAGCUCCUUUUCGGAAAGGGCCCUUCGCCUCUCCUGGGUGGAUGCGAUUCCACUUCAGCGGCUGCCUUGGUGGGGCAAAUGAGCCACGAAUCUCACCGCGUCGGGAAGGCUGUUUCCACGUUCCCUGCCCAUCUAGUAAUGCGAGGCUUUGCAUAGCCAUUGACCUUUGCUUCCUGACGAAAAGAACUCUUAACGCACUCUGCUCCUGCCCGGCACUUGGCCCGGAGCGGCCUUCCGCUAAGACUAUUGUGUCCUCCUGGUUUUUGUUUCCAGUUAGCCUUUGGCAUUUCCUUGGGCCGGGUCCGCCCGAGGAAGACUUUGGGAGCAGCGGGGAAGAGCUGCCCUCGAGGAGAGCCAGAGGCGUUGCUGCCUAAUGGUGAGGCACCAGCUUUAAACUCCAGCUUGAAGGGAUCUCGGGAAGCAGCGGGGGUUGGCUGAAUCGGGUCUAAUGGAUGUAGCGGUCACGCGGCGCAUGUGCAAGGCACUCACGCGUGCACACACAGGUGCACGGGGAAGUGUGGAAGGAGCCCUUGGCUAGAGGGGUGCCUGGGGCUUGGCGGGUUGUCCUGGGAGUUCCCAUUGCCAGAUGCAGCAGUGCGGGGGGGACUGAGGGUCAAAAGGCACUUGCAUGUGCCACCCGGAGGCCUCUGCGGACCACCAGGGCCUGCAAGGUGGAAUGAGGAAGUUUCAGGGUGCUGCUUCAGCCUUGCUGUGGAACAUGGGCUUAUUUAUCCCUGACUGAACAGUGGGGGGUCCAAGAGCCCUACCCCCAAGGUUGGCUCUCUUAACUAACGGCAAUUCCCCCUUUGAUUGAGCGAGCAGGGCUGAGUUGGUGAAACCGAAGGUGGCGGCAGGGUUUCGCGGGCUUUUGCCACGGCUGGCGAGGCCAGAGGUCCGCAAACGAAUUCUGCCAAACGGCCCCCUGCUGCUGCUUUUCUGCUCUCCAGGUGCAGAUGGUUUUCUUUUCUGCGGAAGGAAAGAGACGGGCCCAGUUCCCUUCGUGCGGCCGUGGCAGCCCUUUCUUCUCCCCCCCGCAUUUUAUGAUAGGUUCUGAAAAGUUCUGCUCUUCUGCUUCUGAGGGAACGGCCUGGCCUGUGUCACCCCCCCGCCCUGCCGUGUGGUUUCAGCCUGCCUGGGGGUGAUUAAGGCCCGCCGUCCGGCCCCCUGCAGAGUUCGGGACGGCUGGAGCUGAGCCGCAAAUUGCCGGGAGCCGACCGUAAUUUCAGGGUCCGGCCACAGGCCUCCCUGAUUAUAGAGACACGUCUCCUUAUAGUCAGCGCCACAAGCCGCUGCUGCACUUCUGUUAAAGAUUUAAAGAAAGUCCGUUUCCUGUCUAAGCCAACGAGCCCCCUCUGGGCCCGGCACUUCUGUCCCGCGAGGCCGAAGAGCAGGCUUCUCCCCCUGCUGAUCUGUCCCAGCGGCCUUGUGCCGCGAGCAGAACUGCCCUGCUUCCGAACGGGCGCCUUGCAGCCCGGGCGGGCCAGGCUGGCGCCCAGAGCCCCUCUCUCCAGCAGAGGAAGCUCUCCGAUGCCAGUGCUGCUCGCAGGCAACCUCUCGCCCUUGCCCCAAGCUCCGCGUUCAUCGGGCAGAGUCGGUCGAGGCAGCUUCCCGUCGUAGCCGGCCAGGCAGGAGUGGCUUUCUCUGCCGUCACUGGCGGUGGGUUUGAACAGGGGCGCAAAGAGGCCCAUCAGAACAGACGCUGGAUAUGGUCUGUGGCUCAUCUUAUCUGGAUCCACAGAGAUGUACAGCGGCGAAGCCUAAAUCAGUCUGCUACGUUCGUCGGCGGGGAGGCGAGGGAGAACACGGGCAGUUGGGGGCCUCUGCGGCAGUCUGGAGACAGCGAGGCCGUUUCCCUCGCAACACGUCGCCCUGUGGGCAAUGCUCGUGCCCCCAGCCCGGCCCCCUCCCCUGAAGAGCUUUGGAUGGCUGGGGGGAGUCCUCCAGCUCCACGCCGCAACCUCGAACGCAGCUCUACCUCAGUCAGGGUUAGCCUGCCCUUCCCGGAGAGAGCUUGAUUCCGGUCCAUCCUUCUGACAGCCGCUCAAGGGAACGGGUCGCCUUCUCUCCUCGACCAGCUCGCCAUUAGCAAGCCGGCCGAAUCCCGUCACCGCAUCCUUGGCCCAAAUUUCCCUCUCCUUUAAACAAACACACGUUUUGCUUCCUCCCUCCUAGAGUUGUGGCUGCACGUGACUCAGCUGCGGUGUGUGCUUACCAUGUGAAGUCUCAGAGCAGCAGCCUUGUUCCUGUCGUGCACGAGAGCUGUCUGAGAUGCAGGUCCCGGAAUGGCAGGCGCUGAGCACGCCCAGUGCGAGGCCGCCAGCAGCCGAACCCCUCUGGGCCGACCCGGUUCGCUGGCUCGUGAGCGGGGCCCAGAACGACUUUAAACCCCGCGGGGAACGAGGCUGAAAACGAAGUUAGUCGGUGCAUCGUUAUGGGAAGUGCUCCAGAAAAGGCCCCCUUGGCCCCCCUUUCUGACCCGAGCAGGCGCCCAGAGCUUGCAGCGCGGGGCUUCCUGGGCUGUCUGGGGCAGCCCUAAACGGGCUGAAGCACCUCUGCUCCCACCAGCCCUUUGCCCGCCCUCCCUUGUGAGGGAGGCUACUUGUGAGGGUCUCCUCAGAGCUGCAAUUCAGCCAGUUAAAAGGCAGCUGCUUUCCUUUGGAUUAUUCAGAGGUGCAGAGAACAUUCCCUGCAUUUGAGAACUGCUUUGCAUGUGUUUGGACUUACAGCUCAUGGGUAUUUGGGGCUUUUUUUUUGUUAUGGAAAACACACGCUGGAAGAAAUGCUAAAGCAGAGUCACAUCCUGUUCCUGCUCUGGGAAUGUAAUUGCCUGGGAAGUUGCUUGGACAAAAUAGUUGACUGCGGUCCUUUCCCCAGCUAAGACCAGGCCUUGAAGCUGCCCUCAGCCUCAGUGCCCUCAAACUCCACUCAAGAGCUCUUUGCUGGCAGGAGCCGCACCCACCGAAUCCCCGAGGCUCAUUUUCUCUUGAGCCGUUCUUCUGAGAUACCUCAAGAAGAUCUGCUUCAAAGUGAUCCUCGACAGAGUCAGCCCCCUCCUCCAGUGGCAUCAUUAUGAAAUGGCCCAGGAAGCUCAGAGCGUUCCUUCUCGCGGGACCCUCCCCCUCCCAAUUCUGCUAGGCCUUUGAGAAGAGAAAUGGCCACACAAGUUGAAGUGGGCUCUGUCCUGACCUCCCUGGCCAGUAGAAGCGAACCAAGGAACGAAGCGAUGCUCCAGCACUCCUUCAUCAGCUCGCUGUCUGACCCAAGCCGGAAGCCCAGGGAGGACCCCAGUUCUCUGGCCCCGUUGAUUCUGGAGGGCGGAAACAAGCUGGGGAAUCCCGUGAGGCCGGCCACCGUGCCCUCCGCCGCAUCAAGGCCGCGCUUGACCCCCAAGCCCUUCUCCCGUGAGACGUCUUCCGAUGCUUUUGCUGCGGUGAAACCACCUGUCCCAGGACUCAAGCCAGGCAGUGUUACUCCAGAGUCCCCCACCUUUGCCCAGACCUUUGAAGAUGCUGCCGAGAGAUUCACUGGAAACGUCCCGCCGCUGCUAGAUCAAAAAUUAAUUGGGAGCAAAAGCCCCAGGGAGCUCAUUGCCACCGUGCCCUUUUAUUUGAGCCCCCAGGCCAACACCGUCAUCCUCUUGGAAAGCAGGAGCCCUGAGAAGGAGAAGGCUGAAGAUGAAGGAGGUCCUCGAAAGGCCCGGGAGGGGCAGCUUCUGUCUUCCCCAUCAGAGAGGUGGUCUAGAAGGCAGCCCUCCCUCUCCACAGAUCCCAGCCUGGUCUCCUGGAGCCCUCACAGGUCUCUGGAAAGGAAGGAGAUCUUUUCGGGUGCCCCCAAGGGUUUGGCUAGCAGUGUUGAACCACAGCAGCACCCUAGUCUAGCCCCUGAGACGCACUCACAGGCCCAAGGGAGACUGGCAUCGUUGGCUGUUUUUCUGGAAUCAUGUCAGGAACAAACGCAGCCGACUCCUCCUGAGGCUGCUUCCGGGUUAUGGGUUCAAAAACCAAGGCCACUCUCUGCGGAUCUCACGGGCAAAUUUGAAAACCGAGAGCUUUCCUUCCAGAAGAAAUCUUGUCUGGCUGAAAGCAGGGAGAAGAGCUUUGCUGCAGCCAAGGGCAGGCCCCUGGAGACCAUGGCGGCAAAGAGCGAAGCAGCAGGCUUCAGCGUAGCUGAGCCUUGUAGUCCCAGAGUGAAAAGUGCCAGUCAGCUGGCUGAGUCUCCCAGUGCGAAAAGCCAAGGCUCUACCCAAAGCUGUUUGCCCUCUGCAGGCGGAGUGGCUCCCCCGGGCCAGGCCGUUCCAGAAGACUCGGGGCAAAUCUUUGCAAAGGACAGGAAGGAUCUGUGGGAGCUAGAAAGCCCGGGGAAACCCAGCGUGGGGCAAUAUAAUGCUAGCAAAGGCCAGGCUCUGAGAGAGAAGGUAGAGCUCCCUCCCAAGGAGGCUGGCUUAAGGAAUGCCAACCCGCCUGAUACCUUGGAUCUCAAAAACAGAGGCUGCGUUAAAAAGACUCUUCCACUUCUAGACGCCUCGGCAAACAACUGGAUUCCCACUGAGACCGAGUCUUUCUUCAACAGCCCUGGAAAAGAGAAUCGGAUAUUGAACAUCCAACAGAGAAUUAAAGAACUGACAGCAGAGAAUACUGAUUUCAAGCCAGAAAAUUUGCGUCGCUCGUUCCGGUCACGGCCUCUCUCCACAGAUUUGACAAAGGUGUUUUCUGGCCCCGUGACUGCAAGUGAUAUGAAGCCGAGGAGGCAGCCCGAAUGGACCAGGAAGCCUGUCAGUGAGAUACAGGAUGCUCAAGGGGAUGAGACGCUGCCUGCAGGUGGAACAGAUUUUAGAGAAGCCUGCACGGUUGGCAGUCCAUGGAAGCCCCCACUGUUGGCAAAAGCACCGUCCACAGAAGGACCCCCAGAGGGAGAGGGCGGCUUUACCAAAGGCAGGCAAAACGUCUCUUUGCCAGGAGAACGUCCUGGCCUGGUCCUCAGUCCCAAGGCAAAAAUGUUCUCCAGCUCUCCCACUGAAGAGGCCUGCCUGAAAACGGUCAGGGCCACCAUGUUUGAACAUCAUGUGCAAAGACACAGCGUGGUUGCCAACCAGCUUGGAGCUGAACCAUCGUUGCUGCCACUGAUGGAGUCCUCUGGAGAGUUGUUCUGCCAUUGUCAGGAAUUGUGGAAGGAGAGAGUGCUGGGAGUUAGACAGUCUACAAAAGGCUCCACCCGGGAGACUGACCUGUCAGGGGAUGCCGGAAAACCCAAAGAUCCCCGACCUUUAACUGAGGAUAAAGGCUCUCUGGCCCUGGUGUGGGCAGAAAACCCCGUGAAGGAGAAGCGCGAGAAACCGGCUUCAAAGCGCAUGGAGGAUUCCCUGCUGUACCAAAGGAUCGAGCCCAGAUAUGAGAUUCUGCAGACUCUGGGGGAAAAAGUACAAAGCGAGGCCGUUGCAGCCGUCCCCGAAGGGAAGGCCGUCACUCUCCGUCGUGAGAGAUCUUUGAAGGAGAGCCGGAGAGCCAGCAGGGGUGCUGAGGAUGAGAGUGAUGGCUGGAGAGGGGGUCCGCAUCCAAAAGGCCCUGCCCUGGGAACAAGCCCAUUGAAAGACCUUCCUGCCUCCUGGAGCCAGCGUACUGUCCACAGAGAAGGGACCGGGCUGGGCAGAAAUCAGGCCGGACAGCAGCUGGCCUCUGAGAAGGCAAUAUCAUUCACCAGCAGGACGAAGGAUGACGGCAUCUUUGCACCGUGCUUAGAAACUGAAAGAGAGAAGACACUUGCUCCUGCUGGUGCACUAGAGGGAUCCAAAAUGCUGGAUUGCUUCCCUGAGAGGGCUGGAACUGGGGUGCGCGAGGCAGAUGGCUGCGAAAACAGGGCUGGUGUGCUUGGUCAGAAGUCGACUCCGUCCCUUGCCGCCGGGCGCAAGAACCAGGCCUCUCCGCCUGGGACCAGCCAGUGGCAAAGGGUCAGCUGCACCGGGCUCCUCUCAAGCCUGGACUUGAAGCCGCCUUCUGAGCCGGAGGAACUCAAAGGACAGAAGAUGUGCUCGGCCAGGGGUGGAGCCCAAGAAAAGCUGGGCGGCGUAACGGAAGGAAAUCAGUUGCAACCGCUUGACCUAGAAGCGAGGUGGAAGAGCAGCUUCCGUAACGUUUCUGCUCCAAAGGUUUCAGACAGGUGGCGAAGGAAAACUGUGCCCCACAGCGCUGCCAGGUUUGAGGACGUUAGGGAGCCCUCUCAAGGCACUACAGAAUUGGCGAGCAGAAGGGACGCCUUGCAUCUUUUGGAUUGCUCAAUCGCCAAGAGAAGCCCCCAGACCCCCCAUCGAAUAGAUCUGAGGCAGGCAGAGGUCACCUCUCCCAGCAGCCUUAAAAAGCAACUCUCUCCUUCAGAGCCCAAGGCCAUGUAUUUUGCAGUUACUUGCCAAAUUUCAGAGGAAAUCAAUAACAAGCCUGGAAAAGAUGCGUCUGUGGCUCCUCAUGUGAGCAGUUCCAGAAGAGCUGAUCCCUCAAAUCAGCAGCACAGGGAGUGCUUUCCAGAGUCCCCGAGCUCCCCAGACAGGCCUCUUAGCAAGCACAGGGGAGAACGAGCAGCCCUGGAUCUUCCGGAGAAAGGGGCUUCUGAGCAUCCACUGGCCGAGGCAAGAGAGCGGGGCCGGGAGCUGCUCCACCGGCAGCCAGAGGAGGCUGAAGGGCAUCCGGCUGGAGCUGAUCCUCCCCCCUGCCCUGCAGCAAGGUCCCCGUCCUACUUGGCGUCUCUCCGGCAGGAGAAGGCAACUGAUUGCUACCGAUCGAGAGUGGUUGAUAUUGAUGAGCUGAUGGCAGAAUAUGGGGGAGACUCUCAGAAGGUUUCUGGGAUGGAAGACCAGAAAGAAAGUACCUUAUUUCCUUGGGAGAAAUUGCCGUCCAGAAGGAAUUUUACGGGGAGCAUUUCUUGCAGCUCUGAUCAGAGAGAGGUGACAAGGGUGGAACGCUCCCCGGGCAGCAGAAGGCCAGGCACUGAUGCCAGCAGUUGUGAGAAUGGCCGCACACAUGGGAGCGAUCCGCUGGAAAUCUGCACCCAGGAGUCAAGUCCUUUGAGGGCCAGGGAUGGGAAACACAGCCCUCCUCACUGGGGCAGGCCGGACAUAGAAGAAACAAAGCGUUGGUCUGCGGAGCCCGUGGGCCCAAGGACAAAGACAUCCUUCUUUGUUGGCAAGGAGCAAGGAGAGGGCAUCAGGCGAGGCCCGCAGAGUGCCGAAGAUGCCACUCUCCAACCUGUUCGUAUGGACCUGGGAGCCUUGUGGAAGGAAGCAAGCCCAAGGCAGUGGGCGGUUCUGGCCCCAGCUGGGGGGUGGUGCCCCAGCGGUGACUCGGGUGGCAAAACUGGGAGGAAAGCUGAUACCCACGCUGGCGUCUGGGAGACGGACUCUCCUGCAGCGCAGACCGGGACGGAACGGAGCAGUGCCACAUGCCGGGGGACAGAUGCCUGGCCGGACCCAAAGUGUUCCUCCUCUGGAAAGGCCCGUCAGGCCCAAGCAAGGCCCGGCUUACCUUUGGGUGCGAGGCUGGAUGAGCACCGCAUCUGUCGGAGCUUCCCUCCUGAAAGGCCGGGGGCCCGGGUGAACAAGGGAGCCCCAUCUCCGAGGGACUGCUUCUCCCACGAAGGGGACAGGGGCCUUGAAAAGGAAAGCCUCAAAGAGGACCACGAUGGUGCCGGAACCAGGCAUUCUCCCUACCUCCUUAUGCAGCGGCGGAGUCACAGUUUCUAUAAAGAAAGGAGAACCGAUCACUGGUCCGGGGACCACUUGAAGCAAUGCUUCGGCCGGCCAGCAGCAGAGGCCAGGGACACCGAUGUCCUCGUGCAAGAGGCCGACAGCAGGUACGGCACCUGGGGCAACCAGCGGCACAGCGGAGACAGUUUUGUCCCGGAGUCUCCUUCCUCGGAAAGCAGCGCGGCCCCCACCCAGAAGCCGUCCCCCAGCAGCCGGGCCUCUGUGUUCUCCUCUCCGACGGAUCCGGCCUCCAAGGAGCAGAGGAGCACCAGCCUGGAUGACUUCAGCCCAGAUGCAGAGUCGGCGGAUGGCGCCAGCGCCUCUCCCCCAACGGAGUUCUCCUUCCUCGAUCAAACUCCCCGGCUGGACUCGAGGCUCCUGAAGAGCCGGGUGCUGCUCGGCAAGAGGCGGCAGCAGCGUCGGGCCCCGAUCUCCCACACGCUCCGGAGAAGUGCCGGUGGAGAUGCUGAGCAGCCGCCGACCCUGUUCUCUGGAACGGACGACGCAGACAGCGCCUGGAUGUUCAGGGAUUCCACAGAAGUAAAGCCCACCAAGGGAGGAGAGUCGGAGGAGGAAGGGAAGUCCCCCUCAGCAGAGAGGCCACCCCCCUCCCAGCCACGGCUGCCCCUCUUCCCGGGCCUGGACCCUUCCGCUCUCAAGGCUCAACUCAGGAAAAGACACGAGUCGGAGGGGAGGGAGGAAGCCACCCCUGCGCCCCUCUGCAAGUCUCCCAAAGGUCCAUUUCAGGCCGGGGUCUCAGGAGGCAGGGCACUGACAGCCGCCCCCAGGAAGGAAGAGAGGUCGGAGGAGCUGCCCCCCCGGUGGCUGAAAGAGCUGAAGUCCAAGAAGAAGCAGAGCCAGCCCGAGAGCCCCAUCUGAGGAGGACUCAGGUUGGAGCCGUGACUGGCCAGAAAAGGAUGCUGCCUUAACUGACCGCCGCCCCGUUCCCGUCCCGUGGCUUCCUCUCGCCUUGACCGCUCUGCGCUCGGUGCCUUCCUCUCGGGCCCUGCUUGGCUCCAACACCGGAGAACCAGUGGGAGAGGGCCCGGCCCCACUGCCCUGCAUUCCCCGGGGCUGCCCCUGAACGCGCUGCCUUCCUGCUGGGGAGUCAAGACGAGAAACUGGGGUCUGUCAGGGAGGGAGAAGCUUCUGUGAGCGAGUUCUUUUCUCUUUGCGGAAGUGAAAAACAGAUCGCGCUUACUGCCAUAUUGAGAAGGAAAAGGGACUGGUUAUUUUUUAAGGAUCUAUUUUUGAUCGGCUGAAAACUUUGUGGAUUUGCUAUUUGGCCAGGGACAAUGUGAUUUGUCGUCGUCGUUGUUCAAGGAUCAAAGGAGAUUUUAUUGUACAAGUUUUGUUGGCUGUGGAGUAAUUGCUUCAAGGGUGAGCUGUCCUUUCCUAGGAGAGAGAAAGCAAUAAAGUCAAGCAGUCUCCUUUAAACGGCUGUAAAUCACCCAAGGAGAUGGCUUUUUCAUUUACUUAAAACAAAAACAAAAACCAGAAACAGAAGGGAGAAACAAACUUGGUCUCAGUGGUGUCUGUAUCAGGUCAGCAACAGAACCUGGUGAUCUUUGCUAGAUUUUCCUGUAAAUAUUUGGGAAAGGGAGCAUAGUAUUCCUAUCCUUCCAAACAUCCAGAUGCAGAAGUAUUCCCCCCCUGCCCCCAUUCUAAACUUGGGGAUAUUGAUCAGCAAAUGAACGUGCCUCUCGGCUGCCGGGAGCCCCUGCCAACAGGGCAAAGGCUCGCUGCGUGCAAGUCCCUUUUGGCUCCAUCCUGGCCAGCCGGAGGAAUCCCAGAUUGUCCACAAGCGAGGGGGCCAGGAGACCCUCUGGGAGGCCCCCUUGGUUAUGCUGGAGCGGAGGGGGGUCCUGCCCCUUUGCCUUUUGCCCCUUUGGAAGCACUUUUAGCAGCACAGCUACCCACGCCAGGGCUGCCCGUUGUCCUGCCCGGGUGGCAAGUCUUCCCUGUCAGUCCGAGCCCCAACCUCUGUGUCUGCAUUCCUGCCUCCCUGGACGCUGUGCUUAGAAACUUGCAUUGCCUUCCCUCUCCUCCCAUAAGUGCUCUUCUCACAAAAGCUCUGGUUUCAGAAGGGCUCAGCCAGAUGCCACGUCCUUUGGCCCUAUGGUGGGACAGCCAGCUGCCUCUGUGCCCGGCGCCGGUCCGGGACCAUGGGUUCCAUUUCUUCCCAGGCCUUGGCAGAAGGGAGGCCCAUCUGCUCCCCCAGGCCUCCAGCCCUCGGGCACCCUGCCCGUUGUUUGUGGGACUCGGUCCUCCUUCUCACCACCCCUGGAAGCUGUGAGACCAAGCCCCCCCACCCCAAAGCAAGGAGAUGCCCCCGCCCCUGUGCCACUUGGAGGAGGAAUCUCCUAGCAGUGCCAGCAUUUGCUCUGUGCAUCCGCAGCCUUUCCGGGGCUGGGGUUCCCAGGAGAACGUGGCUGGCAGAUCCCUGGGAAGCUGAGCACGGAGGUGCUUCCUUGUGCUCGGGCACUGAUGUUCUGCUCCUAGAAAUGUUUGGCCUUGAUAUGUCUGAUUAAAAACACAUGGUUCAGAGCAA
Python bivittatus (Burmese python) is the source of this 10963-nucleotide messenger RNA. RefSeq names its product KIAA1671 ortholog. The record is from RefSeq and is a predicted model, not a curated record. NCBI's taxonomy places the organism in Eukaryota, Metazoa, Chordata, Lepidosauria, Squamata, Pythonidae.